CACAUCUCUGCGUGUCUCUUUACUAUUCUUAUUAUUCAUCCUCUGUCCGCCGUGCAUAAUGUCUAUUUCCCAUUGUCGUGAUAUAUCAAUGCCAUUAUACACUCUUUUCGACUUCUCACGAUUAGCUUAAUUCAUGCCUAACUUCACCGUCGGGGACGAGAGAGACCUUGGGUAUCAUCAGUAAUAACCCUCUCUGGCUUGGCAUUUCGAAUACUACCUCGACCACGCAACGCACGCACGCGAGCGUGAUAGUUGCAGCACUUCCCAAAAGGAAAAACACCAUCUCCAAUUCUUUCCGCAUACAUACUUACAUACUAGUAUAUGCGAUUCCUGAAUUUGUUUUGAUUCCUUUUUGCAUAGGAGCCAAUUGCUUCCUAAUUUAUUUUAUUUACCAAGACCUCAAGGAUUGUACAUGGCAUCCUGACUGACAACGUCGAUUAUAUCGUGACGUCUUGCUCCUUGUCCCUAUUACGAUCGACAUGGACUGCUAGCAUCCUCGUUUCAACCCCGCUGUUAGACGCGAUCCUGUCGCCAGACCCGGUUCCCUUUCAGCGGUCCGAGCAAAUCAUUUCUGAAUAUUAUUGAAAGUCGGAUUUUUCUUUGUUUUUUUCUUCUUCUCGGUGUUCAAUUCCGCUGUUGCCCCCAACUGCUAGAGCUUACGGCAACCAUUACCGGAGGAGGAAAGUGGUUAAUGUUUCUUUUCGAGGAGGAUCAAUAUGGUCUCAUUUUUCGGGUUUAAGAUCGGUGGCGGCGACAAAAAGAAGAAGCUAGCCAAUGAAGCAGAUGCUUCACCAACUCAGCUGCGCCGAAAACACGAACAAGAUGCUGUGACGGGAAGACAGGAUGGGAAGCGUGCGCCUGAUGGGACCGUCUACUCAGUUUCUCGUCCCGACACGUCGCACACGUGCAAGAUCACAGCUACGCGGCCAGGAGCUUCACCGUACGGAUCUAAAGGCGGUGUUGCAGCGAUGAGCAUGUCCGAACUUACGGAUUCGAUUCACCCAAAUCUCAGGCAAUGGGUGUCGAAUCCUAACCUGGGCUCAAGUCGGUUCAAUGCCUCAACCUCAGAUUUAGCAGCAGUUCCGCCGGUGCCUGUGCGGAAUCCUUCUCGACCAGCUACUCCUGUGCAACAGAAACCAACGUGGAUGAACCCCCUCGAUAUGCAUUCUACUAGGGGCCCGACGUUGGCGGCGUUGUCUGCACCAAGAUCGCCUUUGGAUCAGUUCGGACUCAAACUGGAUAUUCCUAAUGACCAUGUUUCUAUCCAUGAAGGCGACGGAUCUCCAAAGGCCCCAAUGCCCCUACAGAUAAAGAAGCCGAGCCACCAGACCGCUGAAUCGCCGAAGAUGUGUCAAUCGCCAAGGAAGCCUCCAUCUCCUCCCCAGUCCGUGAAAGACAUGGAUAGGCAUAGCCCAAUCCGUGGACCGGCUGUGUUUAAGGAUGAUAUGUUCCGGCCCUCAAGCAGAGGUAGCCAAAGAAACGUGACCACCAAUCUCAAGGAAGUACAAAAUGCCUGGGAUAUGCCAACCUAUGGACCAGCGUCCAUCCCGUCGCCCGUAUCAACACCGCGGGGUAGUGAGGAGACGCCCACGAACAACUCGAUGCAUAUGUGGUGUGAACCGGUUAUUCGGUCAGUCGCGGCUAGGCGAGAUACCAUGACCUCCAUGACUCAUCAUAAAGUGAGUAUGCAAAUAAAGUUGGAAGAUCUUGAGAAAGCGUUUAUGGAUGAGCCGGAAACGAUGGAACCUGAAAUGCCCGGAUUUCAGACACGACAGCUUGCGCGACCCCCGCCGUUGAACCUCGACCCUCGACCGAGGACGCCAGACCGUGCCGGUACAUAUCCGCCUGCCCCGUAUAUGAUGGACCAUCGACCGUUUACGCCAACCGGCGAGAACUCACGCAGACCUACGAGGGAUAGAUCCGGACCGCCUCCGGGCGCUAUUGGUGCUCAUGGAAGACCUGGGAGGCCGAAUACCAAGAAUGUACGCCGACCCGCUGCGGAUGAAUACGUGAUCCAACCUUCGUCCCAGCCCCAAUCCCGUAGGGUAUCCCAAGAUAGCUCGCGUCCGACUUCCCCGGAUAGCCCUCUGCUGCCCCAGUCUGGUCCUCUAGCUAGCCCACGUUUCCUGCCGAUUGAUGCCCAACUCGCGCCGCCGCCGCUCAAAGGAGCUCGUUCUAAUCUGCAUAUCGCAACAUUUGCUCUGGAUGAUAAUGAGGCUGAGGACCAGCUCGUAGCUCCGUGUAUGGGACACCGCAACGCCCCGACGCCCGACGCUUCCCAAUGGCCCAUGCCUUCUCCCACGGAAUCUUCGUUCGAUGGCGCGCUAUCCUACCGAGGCGAGUCGCCCUUUGUUAGAGCUGACUCUCCGCUGGAAACUCCGCCACGUGUGCUGCCACAAGGCGUGGUCGCACGUUCUGAAUCGCCGUUCGGGUUUCGGUCUUUCAAUUUCAGCAGGCCUAUGACGCCUACGCUUGAGCAGCCACCGCUACGACGGGACAACACGCCGUCAUCGGGCAGGUUUCCGCGGAAUCCACCGAAGCGGUCCGAAACCGUGCCCGUGUCGCCUGGAUUUAGGGAUUACGAAAACUCACCGUCGGGCGGACCGAUACCACCUCGUGCGAACACGGUAACGGCGAAUGUAGGCCACGGGCUCAGGAGUCCGGCGAUCGUGGGAGAUGACUUCGGCGGAGGAUUCAUCUAGGCGCCUUUGCAUAUCCAUAAAGCCUGCAUUUCCAAACUCUUGCGUUCUGUACAGCUACUAGCGGGACCGGCGGCAACAUCGAUUUUAGGGCAUCACGGCAGCAUUCGUUUUUUUCAUCGUUUUCAAAAACCCCAUUUCCCUUUGUCAGGACACCCCAUAUAGCAUCGCAUUUGCAGCUGAGAUACCCACAUACCCCCUCUUCGCUGUUUCGAGGCUUUUGAAAAUUGGGCGUUUUGGAUCGGGACUGUUUAGGUUUAUUAGCAUAGCAUUGUCAUGUACAUCAUGUACCACCAUCAUUGUCAGCAUUUCUCGAGCAUUGGCGGAAUUAUCUUUUCUUGCAUAUAUCUAGCGUUUCAGCGUGUAUUUUCGGAGGAUGAAUUUUCUUUUCUUUAGAACCGCGCCUUGGGCGCCUGGUUAGGGGAGGCAGGUUCCUAUUUUCUGUUUUCUUUUUUAUAACACUGAACGUCUCUGUGCUGUAUUGUUUUACUGUAUUGUAUUUUGGAGGGAUGGCAUGGGAAAAAAUAGUUCGCAUAUCUAUUGAGGCAAGCUCGUUCUACGUUCACGUAGGGUUAGGUUUUUUAGUGUAUAUUGUUAAUGAGCACUCGCACGCGUUCGAGUGCUGAUUAGAUUGGCUUGUCUUCUAUUGCUCUGUGCUGUAUAGGGAGUGAAGCGCGCAUUACUGAUUUGUAUACCUGAAGGU
Messenger RNA from Annulohypoxylon truncatum, 3402 nucleotides. RefSeq lists its product as uncharacterized. NCBI's taxonomy places the organism in Eukaryota, Fungi, Ascomycota, Sordariomycetes, Xylariales, Hypoxylaceae. The record is from RefSeq and is a predicted model, not a curated record. The coding region runs from base 717 to 2702 and encodes 661 amino acids. The transcript has 2 exons.